Molecule: messenger RNA, 7859 nt
Organism: Amaranthus tricolor (Joseph's coat)
Lineage: Eukaryota; Viridiplantae; Streptophyta; Magnoliopsida; Caryophyllales; Amaranthaceae
Exons: 1
Coding region: 193-2277 (694 amino acids)
Source: RefSeq, a predicted model, not a curated record
ACCAAGUAAGAAAAGUUAAAACCUCUAUAAUUCCAUUUCAUCCCUAAACCCAUUUCCUCUCUCUUUCCUCAAUCCUCGCCCCCAACAAAAUUAAAUUUCCAUCUAAAAAAGGAAAAAUAAACACUUUUAGACAGAUAAAGUCAAGCUUUUUUAGAGAGAAAAAGAGAAGAGCGUUGACAGAAAACGACAAAAAUGGAUCCGCAUACCCAAAGAGCGGAGGCGGAGCGGUGGUUAGGUAUAGCGGCGAAGUUACUCACGGCGCGUGACUUUUUAGGUAGCAAAACAUUUGCUAUCAGAGCGCGUGAAGCUGACCCUAAUAACGCUGUUUCCGACCAAAUCCUUGCCGUGGUUGAUACUGUUCUUGCUGGUGAGAAGCGCGUUAAAUCUAAUCAGCAACCUGAUUGGUACUCUGUUCUUCAGCUUCCAAGACUUGUUCGUGAUCCUGACUUGAUUGCUGACCAUUACCGUCGUCUUGUUUUGUGUUUGAAUCCGGAAAGAAAUCGGUUUCCGUUUGCUGAUUAUGCUUUGCAACUUGUAAUGGAUGCUUGGUCUGUUCUGUCGGAUCCUACUAAGAAAUGGUUGUUUGAUAAUGAAUUAGCUUUGUAUUUGCAGCAUGAGCAGAUUUCAUCUACAACCGUUGAUGUGGCGGCUGGUAGUGGUUCUAAUAGUGUUGUUGGUUCCGCUAGUGGUGGAAAUAAUCAGUUGAAUACUUUUCAGUUUUUUCAACAGCAACCGCCGAUGCAUCAACAACAACAACAACAACAGCCGCAUCAACAACCCCAGCAACAGCAGCAGCAGCAGCAACAGCCGAUGUGGCAGCAACAACAGCAGCCGCAGAUUAACCAGAGAGAGUUUAUGCCGUUGCCGAAUCAACAACAGCAGCCGCAGAUUAACCAGAGAGAGUUCAUGCCGUUGCCGAAUCAACAACCACAGCAACCGCAGCAGCAGCAGCAGCAACAGCAACAACAACAACAGCAACAGCAAAUUCCAGCGCAGUGGCAGAUGAGGGAUCCGAUGCCAUCAAAACCAGGGGAAAGGAAUAAAGGGGUUAUUAAUGAGAUUGGAGCUGCAAUAUCACCGACACAGACUACACCUCGACCUGUUUCUCGGGCUCCACCGCCAGUGCCUCAACCAAGACCAGCUUCGCCUAAGCGGCCUGCUGUAAUGACAAUGGGGGCGAAUGUUGGUCAUCCUGGUAUUGGUACUGAUAGUAAUAAUAUUGAUGUUACUGCUACUAAUACUAAUGAUGAUAUAAAUGGGGUUGGUGUUAAUGUUGAUGUUAAUGAUGAAGAGGGUAACGAUGAAGAGGAUAAUGAUGACGCUGUAGUAGAAGAGAUAGAAAGUUUUUGGACAGCUUGUCCUUAUUGUUUUUACAUAUUUGAGUAUGAGAAAAUGUAUCAGGGUUGUACUCUUAGGUGUCAGAAUUGUAGGAGAGGGUUUUAUGCUGUACAGAUUCCGAACCCACCUCCAAUUAGUAAUAAGAAUGGUGGUGAUAGUGGAGGUGGAGAUGGGAAGGAGAAGGGGAGAAAUAAGGAUAAGGAAAACUCGUUUUGUUGUUGGGGUUUUUUCCCAUUAGGGUUUUCAAUGACAGCUUGGAAAAAGCAUAAUCAAAAUGGGACUAUCAAUGGGUCAUCAAAUUGGACGCCGUUUUCACCGAUGUUUGCUUCCCCGGUUGCGGAAGGAGGUGGUGGUUUCAAGUGGUUUAAUAAUAGUGGUGGCAAUGCUUUUGUUGGACCCAAGAAUCGUCAGAAGACCAAUACUCCUAGGGUCUAUAUUGAUGAUGAUGAUGUACUUGAGUAUUCUGAACCAAGUGAUUUGGAUUUAUCUGAUGGUGAUUGGAGAAGUUAUAAAAUUGAAAAGGGCAAGAAGAAGAAACAGAAGGCGAGUAUUACGGGAAGAAAAAGAGGAAGGCCUCGGAAAGUAGAUGUUUUGAAUCAGGUAAAACCAAGAUUAGCUAGUGGGGGUGGAGUGUCUGUUGGUGGUGAGCAUUUGGAUGAUGGAUCUGAUGCACAAGUUGUUGUUGGUUUGGCUGCAGGAGAUGCAAGCAAGUCCAUUCCAGCUACCCUGAAGAGGAAGCUUGCUAGGAGAAGUGUGAAGGAUGUGGGAAGGUUGGAUUUAAAUGUGGAAUUCAACAAUGAGGGAGAAGAGCAUGCUCCUAGAGUAAAUGCAGUGAAUGGAGAGGAGGAUGGGGUCGCUUUUUUUGAAGGGCUAGAUGAGUUUCUAAGCACAUUGCCCAUACUAAAUGUUGAUGGAGAUGAAAAGGCUAAGCCAUCUUAGUAGAACCAAGCUAAUAUUUCAUCCCCCAAUGGCCCUGAUUGUUUCUUUUUGCAGUUUUUGUAUGCAGGUAGCUAGUCAUCAUGUAUGUAGAAUAGCCAGGAUUUUCUUAAAGCUUUUUCCAGGCUGCCAGUAUCUGGAAUGUAAUUUGCAGGGAUUUGAUCGUCAGGUCUUCUUUACUUUGUCGUUGGAAUUUCUUAUGUAGAUUAUCUUGCAGUGAUGAAUAAUAUCCUAAUCUUAAUUCCGGUAAAUUUAUGACAUUAGCAGGGUAAAAAGCUUUUAGACUACUAUAUAAAUUAUCAUUUUGUACUUCUGAUGUGCUGAUUCCCUGUGAUUUCCUACUUGCUUUACUUCAAAGCAUUUAGGGUAAAAUGAAACUGAUGAUGGAAAAAUAAUCUCAGAAAUAAUUGUGUUGUUGACACACGUGCCUAAAAUACAUAAUCUGCCUUUCCGUCCAAUGCUGGCGAAACUUGUGGUUUCUAUUCUUGUUACAGGACUGCUUGGUAAAAGACUUGGUAGAUCGAUGAUGUCUGUUCCUGAGUUUUGAGAUUGCGUUCCUAUUUGAGAAGGGAACUUUAGAGUCAGGAUGGUAGCUGGACUUGACUCCGUGUCAAGUGGUAACCGGAUGCUGUUUAUGAAUUUAUGACAGCAAGCAUAGCACUGAAGAUAAGUUUGUUUCUAUAUUUGGUGCUUAUAAGAAUGCUUUUAAUUCCUUUUAUGUGUUGGGAAUAAUCUGUGUUUGUUAUCCUCUACGAUACUUUGUCCUAUAGGCUAUAUGCUAUAUGCUAUAAUUUCAAUUUGCUUUUGUUUUCUGUGAGCUCUUUUACAUGUGAUAUGGCUUAGUUUGGCUUUCUGCUGAUCAUUGAGUUAUACUGUAAAAAGCGUAUUGAAAAUUUAAAACCGGGAAACUGGAAGGCGGCAAUUGAAAUGACUUUGCGAUGAUGUUUUUAGAGACCUCAGUUUAUAUAGCUGUUGCAUCUUUCUACUAUUAUGCAGUCAGUUCAUAUCCUCCCAUAUUGAAUGUAGGCAUGAUAAUCAGAAGAUUGCUAUAUGUACUUACCUGUUUCCUUGAGAGUGAAUCAUUGAUGUGAGGUAACUCUCUGGCUUUGGAAUUCGGAUUGUCACCUAAUGGUGUUAUAUGGAGUUACUUCAUUUUUAUGCCUAUCAAAUUCCACUAUUUCCCCACUUGUUUUCACCAGCUUUCUUCUAUGUUCUUGCUGGUUUCUAAACUUCUUGGAUGUUAGGUUUAUACACCGUUUAGGUUGAUUCUCAUAAAAUCUAAUACAAUACCUACUCCCUGUAUAUUCCAUUUCAGAACCUGGAAAUUGUACUGUCUUCUUUUGCAUUGUGAUUGACUUGAAAUGUAGAGUGCGGCAUUGUGGAAGCAGCAAUUAUUUUACAAAUUCCGGGAAGCUAAUAUUAAGUAGUUUCUUUUCAGAAGCAUCCCAAAACCUUUUUUGGUUCCACUUCUGGUUGCAUAUCGUUUUUUUGGAGAUUAGAGUAAUACUUUGACUGUGUUAGCUCCAGUGCUUUACUUGGAGGUUUUUUCUGUAGCACUUUCCAGUUUUCCUUGCACUUUUCAGUAUUUUGGGUUUUUGAGUAGAGUUGUGGAGUGUCACGAAGGUUAGAUGUUUUCUGAUUUAACAGGAAACUUUAAGGCUAUUUCUUGAGAAAGGUUAGUGAGAGCUAGAAGGAAUAUUUCUCAUUGCAAUUUGUGACAUGCAGUGCCUGAGCUUCUUAUUAGCUUGUCAAUGCUAUUCUUUUAGGUAAAAUGUACACUAGUUUCCCCAAUAGAACAGUAAAAACAAGAGCACAUACAGCUACUGGUUUGCUGAUUUAGCCCCAUCAUUUCUGUUCAGAUAAAGAAGAGUUCAUGGCUGCCAUUUCAGUUGUAGUGGUGAUUCACCAUAUGUCCAGUGUUCUUUUUUCAUGGGCUGCCAUCAUGACAAGAUUUGAUGAGUUGGAAAAUUUCCCCGUGAUUGUUAUUAAAAUUAGGAACAUUUAAGGAUAGUUUAGAUUUUAUAGAUUCCUUUUUUGUUUUGUGACGUAAAAUUAUAAAAUUUAUGUCAACUAUAAAAAUUAUAUCAUUACAUAAUCUCUAUUAUGGUCUGAUUGUUUCAUGUGGCUUUUUGUUAUGAUAUAUGCCUGAAAUCAUUUCUCUUUGAGAAAUUCUUUUGGAGGAAUGGUUGAUGCUGUUCUUUUUUUUGGUCAAUAUUUAUCUUUAUUAUGCUGAUAGAAAGCUGCUCAAACAACGUUAGAGGAGUUAUAAUGUGUCUUUCUCUUGUCUCUUCCCUCGUUUUGUAUUUAAAUUGAAAAUGUUGGAUGUCUGCUGUGUGUGUACUACUAUUGGGUCUCUUGGAUACAGCUUUUCUUUGACUGUAAGCCUCUCCAGUAUGGGUACCGAGCUUUGACAUUUUGAUUAUGAAUGGCGGAUUCAUGUUUACGAUGCUGCCUGUUUGUUGUUAGAGACUGCUACUUUAAUAUAAAUUAAAAGGAAAAUUCUUCAAAAAUACGGGCUUGAAUUGCCUUGUGAUUAUCCAUGUACUGUGCCUUGUUAGAGAGUAUGAGUUACAGAUCACUAUUUAGCUAGGUUUACUGCGUAACUUACUUACAUAGGACAUAAUUAAUUUGUUUGGUGCUUCUUCCCUCCACCAUUUAGUUGUGUGCUUUUGGCUCUAUAUUUCUGUCUUGGACUUCAUAAUAAUUCACCUGUAAUUCAUUAUCAAUUUGUAGACAUGAGUAGGGAAGACAAGUUUAGGGUUCGUUCCUUAAAUAGAAGGAUGGUUUGCAUGUUGCACUAAAAUUCCUAGUUUUCAAAUUGUGGUAGCUUGUAGAAAGAUCAAAUGUCAGUAUUUAAGGCUACUGGUUCAAACGUUUUUCUGCUAUAAUCUUUUUGUAAAGUUCUACAUUGUUUUCAGGGUAUUUGAUAGGUAUUGGAGAUAUGUGAAAUUAAAAUACGCUGAGAAGCGUGGAGCCAUAUUCUUCUGUGACUGUUAUUCUUAGGCUAAAUUCAUCAGAGUGGUUUGGUGAUUUCUGUGUGCAAUCUGAGGAGGCUCCAAUGCUCGUUCAAACGUUUUUCUGCUAUAAUCUUUUUGUAAAGUUCUACAUUGUUUUCAGGGUAUUUGAUAGGUAUUGGAGAUAUGUGAAAUUAAAAUACGCUGAGAAGCGUGGAGCCAUAUUCUUCUGUGACUGUUAUUCUUGGGCUAAAUUCAUCGGAGUGGUUUGGUGAUUUCUGUGUGCAAUCUGAGGAGGCUCCAAUGCUCCAAAGUAGCCACAAACUUUGUAAAAAUUGAGUAGUAACUACCAACCAGGGAAAAAUAAACUCAGGGAGCUUUAGAGCGGGAACGAUGAUAAGACAUAAGAGGGUACAUGAUCCUAUUUUAUAUAGAUACGAACAAGGAAUAGUGAAGUAGAAUGGUUAAGGAUUUUAUUUUUCUAUAGCAAACCUGUCGGAGGACGGAAAAAUGAAUAACUAUGGACAUUCUAUGUAGAACGGUUAAAAAUUACUUAGGUUGCUCAAAAGGCUAAUAAUAUAUAUGGAGGUAUGAACAAAAGAAUGGAUGCAAUAAAUUAGAAAUUUCAUGGUUGACAAUGUUAUUAUGGAAAUUAUGAUUGACUGAUUGCCAUCUCAUUGACCUUGUGAAACUUAUUCUGUAGUUUAUAGAAGCCUUGAAAGGAACUUUUUCGAAUCCUUCCAAUCAGCUCAAUUCCAUAUCCUGCGUUUUUGUAUAUUGAUGAUAGGUAAAAGUAAUGUGUUUCACUUGAAGAUUGAGUUUGGCUUCCUCUAGCAAGUUGACACUUACCACACACUAGUUUCCUGGAUGAUGAAUUUUAUUAACUUCUCCAGUGGUAUAUCUUUGACCUUCAAUACAGACAGGAUUCCUACUUGGAGUUGGGUAUCCAAACUUCAGCAUUGAGGAUUCUUGGGGCCUGGGGUUAUAUAUGAUUAAGUUUUGUUGCAAAUGGCCUUAGGCUGAUUGUGUAACAGCAUCAGAUUAUCAAGAAUUGAGGUCCCACCAGAUAUGACUCAUCAGUAUUUCAAAGGUUUUGAAAAAGAAAGAUAAGAGCUGACGGCAGGUACCUUGGCGAAUUGACGAUCAAGGUUGAUUGUCUUUUAUUUGGAAAAUGUUCAUCUGGAAGAGAACUUCGAAACAGAACAAUUUCCGUUUGAGUUCUAAAUAGAAGUUAUUCUACUUUUAGCUAAGAGGGGCUUGAUUUUUGACGUUAUAUUUUUUGUAACUUCUGCGAUUUCCGUUUAAGUUCAAAAUAUUUCAGAUAUGCGAUUUCUAUGCAGCGUGUGAUGUAACUUCUGCUGAUGGAAAUUUGAACUUGUAAAUAUUUUUGUAUUUUUCUAAUUUUUGUGCGCCAAUGAUUUUGUUUAUACUUAAGGUUUAGAUGAGUUGUACUUUUUAUUACUUGGUUUUGGAACUUUUGUUAGUAUAAACGAGAAGAAGUUGAUAAUUCCUAUAUCACUUGAAAUUGAUGUGCUUGUAUUUUUGAUGCAUUUGGAAUGAUUGAUGCAUCCAUCUGCAAUUUUGACAUGAAUUUUUAGUUUUGUGCUGAGCCACACUCAUUAGUUCGUCAACACUGAUCCAAUUCAUGUGUCUACAGUUUUUCCUGUGUUAGUGAAGCUGCAGCAUGCAUUUUCAUCAGUUCAUAGGCUCGUCUGACGGUUCUUCUGCUUCCUAUCUGCCUUCAUUGUAGACGUGGAUUUUAUUGUGUGUAAUGAAGCAUCUUGGUGAAGCUAACUUUAUUAUGGUUGUUGACUAGCAAUUGGUUCUUUGCAUCCCCUCAAGGAAAGUCUGGAAGAUGUUGUGUGCCCAUAUUGGUGAAGCUUCAAUCAUUCUGCCUGUAAAUUACAUUCAGUAUUUUUCAUUUCGUUGCUUGAAGAUCUGAAAGUUGAUCCAGUAAUGUCCUACUGGAGAGGGAUCUGAAUUGAAAUGCAGAAAUUUCUAUCGUGGAUCUAGAAUGAUUUACUGCAAUAAUAUUCAGAUCCUGAAAUCAAAAUUGUGCCAUAAUCUGAAUCAAGAAAUGCGUGAAUGAUCUUCCUAGUUGAUUGCUGAAAUUGUGCCUCUUCUUUUCGUGUCACCACCGAGGUUAGUGAUGCUUGUGAUUGAGAUUUUUGGAGUUCUUUAGAUGAAGAUUGAAGAUAUAAAUUCUCUGUGGCUCACAUUUGGAAGUUGGUUUCGUAAUUCGCAAGUUUCAGCUUCCUUCAACCUGGAAGCAAUAUGUCUACUGAUGCCGUAACUCCAGGUAUAGACAACAACACAGUGAAAGGUGUGGACCUGAUCAUGUCCUUGUUUUGUUACUUCUCUAUCUCUUUAAUCUUACGAUUCUGGUAUAUCAGAAAUGUGCACUUAUGUAAAGUUGCACAUGAUAGUCACUACUAAAAGUCAAUUGAAAACAAUCUCUUUUUUAAUGCUAACAAGGGUAAGGUUGUAUACAUACGACCUUUCUAAUCCUUUCACUCAAUGACAUUGGGGUGAUGCAAAGUUGGUUUAUUAAGAAAUGUAAAAACUUAUUUACAUGACAAUCUUGCUUGAGACUCGACUAUGAUAAAGUGAUUCAGCUGGGUUUAUUGAGAA